Messenger RNA from Lycium ferocissimum, 567 nucleotides. Its product is annotated as agamous-like MADS-box protein AGL61. Bases 8 to 517 code for a protein of 169 amino acids. The record is from RefSeq and is a predicted model, not a curated record. Gene Ontology annotation, molecular function: protein dimerization activity; RNA polymerase II cis-regulatory region sequence-specific DNA binding; DNA-binding transcription factor activity, RNA polymerase II-specific. NCBI's taxonomy places the organism in Eukaryota, Viridiplantae, Streptophyta, Magnoliopsida, Solanales, Solanaceae. Gene Ontology annotation, biological process: regulation of transcription by RNA polymerase II. The transcript has a single exon.
AUAAGUUAUGGCAGAUAAAAAGCCGCUAGGACGUCAAAAGAUCACUAUGGCCAAAAUAGAAAACAAAGAUGCCCGAUACGCAACAUUUUCAAAGCGUCGGGAUGGUUUGAAUAAAAAAGCUAGCGAAUUGAUUGGACAAUAUGAUCUUGAUAUAGGAAUAAUAAUCUUUUCUCCCACCGGUAAGCCUUACUCUUUUUUUCACUCUACUGUUGAUGCUGUUAUUGAUCGCUAUUUAAAUCCAAAUACGUUGCCAAGUGAAAGUAAUCGUCUUGCUGCUGAAAACUCUCGGAACAAAGUGAAGGAACUAAUAGUUAAACUUGAUGAAUAUGAUAUCACAAAAAAUGAUGAGACUGACGAGAAAAAAUUGUUGGAAGAUAUCAAGGAAUAUGAUGCAGAGGAGGUGAAAAAACAAGAGAUUUGGCUUAAGUCCAUUGACGAGAGUUUGAGAAAUGGUUUGAUGCAGUUGGAAAAGGGUGCUUCUACCUCAGCACAAUCCCCUCCAUAUGAUGCUAAUUAAGCAUACAAUGAUUUCUAAUAUAUCGAAGCCUCGUACAAUGAAAUAAUUAA